Dibothriocephalus latus is the source of this 270-nucleotide messenger RNA. Lineage: Eukaryota; Metazoa; Platyhelminthes; Cestoda; Diphyllobothriidea; Diphyllobothriidae. The record is from the annotation of a GenBank genome assembly.
AUGUUUGGCGCGCUCCAUUCGGAAUUAUUUCUGCCAUCCACGAAACCUCCCCAUUGGCCUUGUCGUGAUGAGGAAAUCCCCAUUGCGGAAUGCGAUCCGGUUGGUGAGAAUGGCGGUCCUGGCGACACGCAGGCUGGGAAUGUGGGUGCCGGUCGUUCUUGUGAUGCUGGCGGGCAUUUAGGCGGUAGGGGUGGUGCUGGUAUGCCCGUCGGAUUCCUGGGAAUGUAUCCAUUGGUUUCAGGCGGCGAACCGUUUCCAUUCCAACGUUGA